AUGGCUGCCGGUGGUACAUUUGGUCACGGUAACUGUCCCAUCACGUCCAGUCACGGUAACUGUCCCAUCACGUCCAGUCACGGCAACUGUCCCAUCACGUCCAGCCACGGUAACUGUCCCAUCACGUCCAGUCACGGUAACUGUCCCAACACGUCCAGUCACGGCAACUGUCCCAUCACGUCCAGUCACGGCAACUGUCCCAUCACGUCCAGUCACGGCAACUGUCCCAUCACGUCCAGUCACGGCAACUGUCCCAUCACGUCCAGUCACGGCAACUGUCCCAUCACGUCCAGUCACGGUAACUGUUCCAUCACGUCCAGUCACGGUAACUGUCCCAUCACGUCCAGUCACGGCAACUGUCCCAUCACGUCCAGUCACGGCAACUGUCCCAUCACGUCCAGUCACGGCAACUGUCCCAUCACGUCCAGUCACGGCAACUGUCCCAUCACGUCCAGUCACGGCAACUGUCCCAUCACGUCCAGUCACGGCAACUGUCCCAUCACGUCCAGUCACGGUAACUGUCCCAUCACGUCCAGUCACGGUAACUGUCCCAUCACGUCCAGACACGGUAACUGUCCCAUCACGUCCAGUCACGGUAACUGUCCCAUCACGUCCAGUCACGGUAACUGUCCCAUCACGUCCAGUCACGGUAACUGUCCCAUCACGUCCAGUCACGGCAACUGUCCCAUCACGUCCAGUCACGGCAACUGUCCCAUCACGUCCAGUCACGAGAAGGAAGUUGAAGUUAGUGACACACGCAUGAGGGACCUCACCACCGACAAUGCACCAGCAUGUCUCACCUGUACAUGUACUCAACCUGAACCUGCACUCAACCCUGAACCUGUACUCAAUCCUGAACCUGUACUCAACCCUGAACCUGUACUCAACCCUGAACCUGUACUCAACCCUGAACCUGCACUCAACCCUGAACCUGUACUCAACCCUGAACCUGCACUCAACCCUGAACCUGCACUCAACCCUGAACCUGUACUCAACCCUGAACCUGCACUCAACCCUGAACCUGCACUCAACCCUGAACCUGUACUCAACCCUGAACCUGCACUCAACCCUGAACCUGCAUUCAACCCUGAACCUGCACUCAACCCUGAACCUGUACUCAACCCUGAACCUGCACUCAACCCUGAACCUGUACUCAACCCUGAACCUGUACUCAACCCUGAACCUGCACUCAACCCUGAACCUGCACUCAACCCUGAACCUGUACUCAACCCUGAACCUGCACUCAACCCUGAACCUGCACUCAACCCUGAACCUGUACUCAACCCUGAACCUGCACUCAACCCUGAACCUGCACUCAACCCUGAACCUGUCAUAUUAUAUUCGAACCAAUCAUACAUAGCUUCACGACCAACGUGUUUGAAAACAACAACUUGGUAA
Molecule: messenger RNA, 1398 nt
Organism: Procambarus clarkii (red swamp crayfish)
Lineage: Eukaryota; Metazoa; Arthropoda; Malacostraca; Decapoda; Cambaridae
Source: RefSeq, a predicted model, not a curated record